CAUCCGGAGACAGAGGGAGUGAGAGAGAUGGACAGAGAGAGGAGAGGGGUUUAAGCAGCAAGGAGAGGUUCUCCUCUGCCGAUAAGGCUCCCGCCCCCGCUGCUUCGAGCUCGCGCGCGCGCGGGCCAUGGAGGCGGCCAUGGGUACGCUCGGCUCGCAGUCCCCGCUCUCCUUCUCCUCCGGCCUCUGCAAUGCAAAAGUAUCCUGUGGUUCGCUUGUUUACAAUGUGAAGAUCAAGAGCAAUCGAAGGCUUGAGGUUGUUUGCCAAGGAAUGUUUGCAACGAGAAAGUUUGUGCGGAAGAAGAAAGAAGAGGUCUUCACAGAUGCUGCUGAUGAGGCAAAACAAAAGAAUUGGAGGAGAAUGAUGAACGAGAUAGAGGAGUCAGGAUCAGCUGUAUCAAUCCUGAAGACUCAACGAAGCACGAAGGAGCCACUGCCAAGGGAUGCUGUUCUUGGGACUCUUGUGCGCUUCAAACAGCUUAAGAAAUGGAAUCUGGUCAGCGAGAUUCUCGAAUGGCUUCGAACACAACAUUGGUGGGACUUUAGUGAGAUGGACUUCUUGAUGCUUGUCACGGCUUACGGUAAGUUGGGAGAUUUUAGUAGGGCAGAAAGGGUCCUAAAGUACAUGAACAAGAAAGGUUACCGUCCGACUGUCAUAUCUCAGACUGCUCUGAUGGAAGCCUAUGGAAGAGCCAAGCAGUACCGGAAGGCUGAGGCAGUAUUUCAUAGGAUGCAGACAUCAGGCCCUGAACCAUCACCUAUUACAUAUCAAAUCAUUUUGAAAUCUCUCGUUGAGGGGGAUAAAUAUAAGGAAGCCGAAGCUAUAUUUGAGGACCUUCUUAGUGAGAAAAGAACCUUUUUUAAGCCAGACCAGAAGAUGUUUCACAUGAUGAUUUAUAUGUACAAGAAAUCUGGGGACUAUGCCCAGGCACGUAAGCUAUUCGCACAGAUGUCCGAGAGAGGAAUCCCACAGUCUACAGUUACUUUUAAUAGUUUGAUGUCGUUUGAAGGAGACUACAAGGAAGUUUCUAGUAUUUAUGACCAGAUGCAAAGAGCCGGACUAAAACCAGAUGUUGUAAGUUAUUCCCUGCUCAUCAAAGCUUAUGGGAAAGCUAGGAGGGAAGAAGAAGCAUCAGCAGUGUUUGAGGAGAUGCUUGAUGCUGGAAUCAGGCCAACACGCAAAUCAUAUAAUAUUCUGCUUGAUGCAUUUGCGAUAUCUGGAUUGGUAGAAGAGGCUCAAACAGUUUUCAAGACUAUGAGAAGACACAGGGUUGAACCUGAUCUCUGCUCUUACACAACAAUGCUCUUAGCUUAUGUAAAUGCUUCUGACAUGGAUGGUGCUGAGAAAUUUUUCCGUCGGAUUAAAGAGGAUGGUUUGAGGCCAAAUGUUGUUGUUUAUGGAACUCUGAUGAAAGGCUACUCGAAGUUAGAUAAUGUUGAGAAAGUAAUGCGAGUGUACGAGAGAAUGCGGAUGCAGGGUGUUGAACCCAACCAAACCAUCUUUACUACCAUCAUGGAUGUACAUGGCAGGAACUCCGAUUUUGGAAAUGCUGUCAUUUGGUUCAAUGAAAUGGAAACGCGUGGAUACCCGCCAGACAAGAAAGCAAAAAACAUCCUACUUUCGCUUGCCAAAACACCUGAAGAACAACAAGAAGCUAAUGAGUUGACGGGGAAUGGUGCAAUUCAGCUUGAAGUAAAACCCAGUGGAAUGACCUCUGGUUUAGAUAAGGAUGGUGCUGAUGAGCAUGAAGGUGGACGAACUGAUGCUGGGCAUCACGUUUCAUUGAAUGGUGCAUGCACAGCAUAUGAUCUAAAUGGUAGCAAUGGAGCUGGGAGCAGUCAUUUUGAUGAGGAGGAUGAAGAUGAAGAUGAUUACGAGGAAGAGGAUGAUGGAGAUUUAAAUUUUGUUUCUUUUAAAGAUAAGCGAGAACUAAAUUUUGCAACUUGACAUUUCUGAUUGUUGGUGUAUAUUUUCUUCUAGUAAAACUUAUGAUGGUGUUUCCUAUACGAAAGGACUUGUAGUAUUCUCUAAAUGCCAAUACAACUCCCCUGAAUGAUGUUUCUGUCUA
This is a messenger RNA of Brachypodium distachyon (stiff brome), 2069 nucleotides long. RefSeq names its product pentatricopeptide repeat-containing protein At3g59040. The transcript has 7 exons. Lineage: Eukaryota; Viridiplantae; Streptophyta; Magnoliopsida; Poales; Poaceae. The record is from RefSeq and is a predicted model, not a curated record. Gene Ontology annotation, molecular function: protein binding. Bases 128 to 1948 code for a protein of 606 amino acids.